Pyricularia pennisetigena is the source of this 522-nucleotide messenger RNA. RefSeq lists its product as uncharacterized. Gene Ontology annotation, molecular function: pyruvate transmembrane transporter activity. The record is from RefSeq and is a predicted model, not a curated record. Bases 1 to 522 code for a protein of 173 amino acids. Gene Ontology annotation, cellular component: mitochondrial inner membrane. Gene Ontology annotation, biological process: pyruvate import into mitochondria. The transcript is spliced from 4 exons. NCBI's taxonomy places the organism in Eukaryota, Fungi, Ascomycota, Sordariomycetes, Magnaporthales, Pyriculariaceae.
AUGUCGGCUGCAGCAGCAACCUUCGCCCGCACGACGGCUCGCCCCGUCUUCCGAUCCGGCCAGAUCGCCGCCCAGGCUCGCGCCGCCUUCCGUCAGCAGCAAUGGAAGCAGCAUGCCGGCAGGAGGUGGCAGAGCAGCGCCGCCCCGGAGGCUGAGGCCAACCCAAGCUGGUUCAAGCGCAUGUGGGACAGCCCGAUUGGUAUCAAGACUGUGCAUUUCUGGGCUCCCGUCAUGAAGUGGGCUGUCGUCCUCGCCGGUGUGUCCGACUUCUUCCGCCCAGCAGAGAAGCUCUCGCUCACCCAGAACGCCGCCCUGACGGCAACGGGCUUCAUCUGGACCCGCUGGUGCUUGAUCAUCAAGCCCAAGAACUACCUUCUCGCUGCCGUAAACUUCUUCCUCGGCAUCGUCGGCACCAUCCAGGUCUCCCGAAUCCUCAUGUACCAGGCUUCUCAGAAGAAUGCCGUCCUUCCGGCCAUUGAGGAGAAGGUUGAGGAGGUCAAGGAUGCUGUCAAGUCUUCUUAG